UUUGUUGGUUUUUAGGAGUUAUUUAUAGUGACUCACCUCUCACUUUGUUGAAGCCAAUAAUCCCUCAACCAUAGAGAAGCUUACUUCCAUCAGCAACUCACCCAUUCCUCCUCCAUAUCUGCAUUGAGUUUUCUUGCUACAUUUUGUUAAACUUCCUAUUCAUUUUCUUCUAUUGACUCAUGUAAACUGGUUAUUGCUCUGCUCAAAUAACUAAUUUUCCUGCCUAAUUUUUCUUCAAGGGUUCUAAUUCUAGGUAAUGUAAGAGUGAAAAGCUACUUUCUUUGGUACCCCUUUGGUUAAUUCAUUGUCAAAAUCAUUCCUUUUCAAGUUCUUGAUAAUGGGUUCUCGUUAAAUCUUGCUUUCUUCAUAUACCCAUUUGGUUAAACUUACUUUAAACCACUAAAAAUCACUUUUUUCUAUAAAUGGGGUCUCGCUAAAUUCGUGAUUCUUGGUAUUUUUGUCACCAAAUAGCUUUAUCAGAUAGUAUUAAAUUUCUGACAUGUAACUGAAAAUUAGAUCCCUGUUUGCCCUUUGUUCUUGUUGAAGUGCAUUUUGGUGGCAACUUGUAUUCUCUUUAUAUACAUGUAAUGGAUCUAGAGCUUUUCGGAGUCAACCGUUAAUUCGAGAUCUUUGUAGAUGGAGUACUUCAUUUCCUUUCGUUAAGUUUUGCUUUUUUUAAUUAGUUAUGGCUUUACUCCGUUAAAUUUAUAUUGCUUGUGGUCCUAUGGAAUUCAAAUAGGCUUGUUUGACAUAUCUCUAGACAUAUAUAGUAUUCAUUGCUAACUGAUUCUUUUGUUCUAUACUAACUUGUAUUCUUUGUAAAUCUGUUAAUAUGUAGAGUUAGAUAUAUAUAACAUCUUAUUUUAUGGACCUUAAUGAAGGUCAGUAUACAGUUAAAUUAAAUGAAUCAGCCAAUAAUCUGUUUUAUCCUAAACACUCUAGUCAUGAUCAAGUAAGUGUUGUUGUCUUCCUGCCCAAAGUUUUUUUUCCUUUGCCUAUGCAAGUCUAGUUGAGUUUGAUAUUGGCCUCUCGAGUCCCUUCGAUCCUGUGUUAGUUUGUUGUCCUUUGAGUUUUCUUAUCUGUCAAAACGAAACAAAAAAAGAACAAAAUUUCCACCCUUCAUUUCGAACAAAUUUUGAGUGAUCAUGGAAGAAACAUUUGUUCCUCUACGUGGAAUCAAGAAUGAUCUCAAGGGGAGAUUGUUAUGCUACAAGCAAGACUGGACUGGUGGUCUCCGUGCUGGUAUCAGGAUCCUGGCUCCAACGACCUACAUUUUCUUUGCAUCAGCAAUUCCCGUUAUUUCAUUCGGGGAGCAACUGGAAAGAAGCACCGAUGGAAGUAUAACUGCAGUGCAGACUCUUGCUUCAACAGCACUUUGUGGUGUAAUCCAUUCCAUUCUUGGUGGACAGCCACUCCUUAUACUAGGAGUAGCUGAGCCAACUGUCUUGAUGUACACUUUCAUGUUCAACUUUGCGAAAGAUCGGAAGGACUUGGGUCCGAAUCUCUUUCUAGCCUGGACAGGAUGGGUUUGUGUUUGGACCGCCUUUCUGCUUUUCUUGCUAGCCGUUCUGGGGGCGUGCUCCAUAAUAAACAGAUUUACACGUCUGGCUGGUGAAUUAUUUGGCAUGCUCAUAGCAAUGCUCUUUAUGCAAGAGGCUAUUAAGGGUUUGGUGGAGGAGUUUGGCAUACCUCAGAGAGAAAAUCCUCGUCAGGCUGCAUUAUCACCUUCUUGGCGCUUUGGAAAUGGAAUGUUUGCACUAGUUUUAUCUUUCGGGCUUAUUCUUACCGCACUGAGGAGCCGUAAAGCUAGAUCCUGGCGCUAUGGAACAGGCUGGUUUCGAGGAUUUAUUGCUGACUAUGGUGUCCCACUAAUGGUGCUUGUUUGGACGGCUGUUUCUUACAUACCAGCACGUGAUGUUCCACAAGGGAUACCACGGAGGCUUUUCAGCCCCAAUCCAUGGUCACCUGGAGCUUACUCAAAUUGGACAGUUAUCAAGGAAAUGAUGCAUGUUCCUCCUCUAUAUAUUGUCGGAGCGUUUAUCCCAGCCACAAUGAUUGCUGUCCUUUACUAUUUCGAUCACAGUGUUGCAUCUCAACUUUCCCAACAGAAAGAGUUCAAUCUAAAGAAACCUUCCUCGUAUCAUUACGACCUCCUUCUUUUGGGCUUCUUGGUCAUAAUAUGUGGUCUUCUUGGCAUUCCUCCUUCAAAUGGAGUCAUUCCACAAUCUCCAAUGCACACAAAAAGCUUGGCCACUCUGAAACAUCAGCUUUUACGGAAUAAACUUGCCUCAACAGCGAGAAAAAACAUUGAUAAAAAUGCAAAUCUUGGCCAAUUAUAUAGGAGCAUGCAGGAGGCUUACAAUGAGAUGCAGACUCCCCUUGUGUAUCAAACUCCUUCUGGCCUGGGGUUGAAAGAGCUAAAAGAGACCACAGUUCAACGGGCAUCGAGUACCGGGUACAUAGACGCACCAGUCGAUGAGACAGUCUUUGAUGUGGAUAAGGAUAUUGAUGAGCUCUUACCAGUAGAAGUCAAAGAACAGCGUCUAAGUAAUCUCCUUCAGGCGUUAAUGGUUGGUGCUUGUGUGGCUGCUAUGCCUAUCUUGAAAAGGAUUCCUUCUUCUGUUCUCUGGGGAUACUUCGCUUUUAUGGCAAUAGAGAGCUUGCCAGGAAAUCAGUUUUGGGAGAGGAUAUUAUUGCUUUUCACUGCACCAAGUAGAAGAUACAAGGUCUUGGAAGAUAAUCAUGCAACAUUUGUCGAGACGGUACCUUUCAAGACAAUUGCCUGGUUCACCUUGUUUCAGACAGUUUAUUUGCUCCUAUGUUUCGGCAUCACAUGGAUACCAAUAGCUGGUGUUCUUUUCCCUUUGUUGAUCAUGCUUCUAGUCCCAGUACGCCAGUAUUUGCUUCCCAAGUUUUUCAAAGGAGCACAUUUACAAGAUCUAGACGCUGCAGAAUAUGAAGAAGCCCCUGCAAUAGCAUACAACAUGUCCUAUGGAGAUCAAGAUCCUCAGGGAAGACCAGCCUGCAUUGAUAGUGGUGAGCUUCUUGAUGAUAUGAUCACAAGAAGCCGUGGGGAGAUUCGGCGUUCAUGCAGCCCAAGAGUAACUAGUUCAACUCCUACCUCACUUGAUGAAAUCAAGUCAAUACACAGCCCACAGUUAUCUCAAAGGGCUUAUAGUCCAAGAAUCAAUGUACUAAGAGGAGAAAGAAGCCCCAGAUUCAAUGGCAAGGGACUUGAAAUAAAACAAACUCCAAGCCCUCAGCCAUCUAAACUCGGUCAAAAUGAUCGCGGUCCAUCUUCCACCUAGUAUUAACAAAUAUUGUUGUGAAAUUAGAGUCUCUAGUUGUUCUCGAGAGGUCUUGUCUAAGUCUUAAGUAUGUGAUUAAUCUUUUCCUUGGCAUCUGUGUUUCCUUGUUUGUGUGUCUUUACUGGUCUUUAACAGUGUAUCCUGUUUUAUUGUGUUGUGUUCUUGUAUGCAAAUCAAAAUACUCUGGGCAGAGGUUAGACAAACCAUUAUAUCAAUGAAUAAAAGAGUGAUAAUUUUCUUAA
Solanum pennellii is the source of this 3550-nucleotide messenger RNA. Its product is annotated as probable boron transporter 2. Bases 1146 to 3308 code for a protein of 720 amino acids. Gene Ontology annotation, biological process: monoatomic ion homeostasis; transmembrane transport; monoatomic anion transport. The record is from RefSeq and is a predicted model, not a curated record. The transcript is spliced from 12 exons. Gene Ontology annotation, cellular component: plasma membrane. NCBI's taxonomy places the organism in Eukaryota, Viridiplantae, Streptophyta, Magnoliopsida, Solanales, Solanaceae. Gene Ontology annotation, molecular function: solute:inorganic anion antiporter activity.